AUGAGAUAUGGUUUUGCAGAUUGUAUUGCAUAUGCUCUCAAAGUUGCGGAAGAAAUGGACUCGGAGCCUAACACUUUUGAGGAAGCUUUAGCUUCAAAAGAUUUGGUAAAGUGGAAGGCAGCCAUGGAUGAGGAGAUCGAUUCCUUACAUAGAAAUCAAACUUGGAAGUUAGUAGAUAAGCCUAAAGGUGGAAGGGUUGUAGGUUGCAAGUGGGUGUUCAAGAAGAAGGAAGGUGUAUCCAGAGUUGAGGCACCAAGGGUCUUGAAUUGCAUCAAUUGGACAUUAAGACGGCAUUCUUGCAUGGAGACCUUGAGGAAGAGAUUUACAUGGCUUAACCCAAAGGAUAUGCAAAGGGUGCCAAGGUUGAUUGCGUGCAAACAUAUGUAUGAGAUUGAUAAUUUAAAGAAGUUGAUGAGUUCUAAGUUUGAGAUGAAAGAACUUGGAGAAGCCAAGAUAAUUUUGGGGAUCGAUAUAUUUCGGAUAAGGAGAUGUACUCGGAGUGUUACAACGGAAGCAACAAGGGAGGCAUUAUGGUUAAAAUGGUUGGUAAAUGAGCUUGGUGUUCCCCAAAACCAAGUCAUUGUGCAUUGUGACAACCAAAGUGCAAUCUGCUUGGCAAAGAAUCAAGCUUUCUCGGAUCGUGCAAAGCAUAUCGAGAAGAAGCACCACUUUGUUCGAGAAUUAAUUGACAAAGAUGAAGUGGAUUUGGUGAAGAUUGCGCGUGAAAAGAAUCCAGCAAAUAUGUUGACCAAGAUAGUGCCAACAAAGAAGCUUAGGCUUUGUAUGAGUCUAAGCAAUGUGCAAACCAAAUGA
Molecule: messenger RNA, 813 nt
Organism: Ziziphus jujuba (common jujube)
Lineage: Eukaryota; Viridiplantae; Streptophyta; Magnoliopsida; Rosales; Rhamnaceae
Exons: 4
Coding region: 1-813 (270 amino acids)
Source: RefSeq, a predicted model, not a curated record